Messenger RNA from Formica exsecta, 2465 nucleotides. RefSeq names its product protein henna (gene Hn). The record is from RefSeq and is a predicted model, not a curated record. Lineage: Eukaryota; Metazoa; Arthropoda; Insecta; Hymenoptera; Formicidae. Gene Ontology annotation, molecular function: phenylalanine 4-monooxygenase activity; iron ion binding. Gene Ontology annotation, biological process: L-phenylalanine catabolic process; L-tyrosine biosynthetic process. The coding region runs from base 934 to 2277 and encodes 447 amino acids. The transcript is spliced from 8 exons.
AUGAAUCUCAAAACAUAUUAUAUUUAUUAACUUUUGACGUAGCUGAUCCGUCGAGUUUUUCCUAAAGUUGCGGUUUCAUCACAGAUUAGCUGAUGGUGAUUUGCGCCACGAUUGCACCAUGAUGUGCUAAUCAUUAUAUCAAACAUCAUAUAUGCAAUAUUUAUCACUUUCUCUCAGUUUAUUUAAAUGGAAUACAUAUGUGUAUGUGUAAUACAAUACAUAUGAUUUAUAUAUAAGGAGAAAACAAAAUAACGUAUAACAACAAUUUAAGUUUGACUCGACACAUACGCAAUUAUCGAUGUUGGGUAGAUGAUGAAAGAAAAUAGUUUCUUGCGUACUACAUGUGUUUGUAAACAGCAAUUUAAUCGAAUAACAGAAAUUCAUAUCACAUUUUAUAAUUUUCCAUUAGAUUUCCUUUAUGCAUGAUGAACUAAGGAAUGAUGUUUAUGAUAAUAAAUGUCAAUAAUGCGCGGAACAAAUUAAUUUCUUCCAUGCCAAGUAAAUUACAGAACAGUAAAUUACAACUUUGACUUUCAAAUUGACCUCCGUCAUUAAAAUGAUGCAAAAUCAUUCAUAGAUUACAGUAUUCAAAGUUUGAUGUUUUUUCUUUCUGUACGAAGACAUUUAAUGAUAUGUUCGAGCAGUUUAUUCGCGCCGCGUAUAUAAUUAUAUCUCUGCUUAUGCAUAAAUCAAAUGAGGAAAAAAGUUGUGUAGACGAAAAAAAAUUUCAGCAUUCAACAUAUCUGGAUUUCCCUCAGCCGCUCAAUCAAGUAGCAUCUCGAGUAAGAGGGGAGUUUUGCAGCCAUAUAUAUAUAUGGAUCUGAAAGGACUUCUUAAUUAUAUUGUUUUACGUGCCAGUUUAUCUUAUAGUUAUACUCUCGUGAUACGCGAGAAUAUUCGAACCAUAAGAACGCAGUAAUAUUUAAUCAUACAAUGGUAGAUUUGACAGAAUUACCGCCAAAGCUCAUCCAUGGCGGAAAUUAUAUCAAAGAGGGCAAAGACUCAGCUAAAAGCACCUGCCUCAUUUUUUCCCCUACAGAAGAAGAUGAAGUUGGAUCGUUGGGAAAAUAUCUCCAACUGUUUGCGAAACAUAAAGUGAAUCUCUUGCACAUCGAAUCCAGAAGCUCUCUUCGACGACCAAACGGCUAUGAAUUUAUGGUGGAAUGUGCGCCGAGCGGUAAUAUAGCCUCCGCAAUUGAAUCUUUACGAGAUCAGUGUAGUUACUUUUCAAUCAUUUCUAGAAAUCAUAAAGACAAUAUAGACACAGUACCAUGGUUUCCGAGGAGAAUACGCGAUCUCGACAAAUUCGCUAAUCAGAUUUUGUCGUAUGGUGCUGAGCUCAAUAGCGACCAUCCUGGUUUCACAGAUCCCGUAUACAGAAAAAGAAGAAAAUAUUUUGCUGACAUUGCUUACAAUUACAAGCAUGGACAAUCGAUUCCAAGAGUGGUGUACACGCCUGAAGAAAUAUCUACGUGGGGCGUAGUCUUCAAAAACUUGACUAAGCUUUAUCCGAAAUAUGCUUGUAGAGAGCAUAAUCAUGUUUUCCCAUUGCUGAUCGAAAAUUGCGGCUAUCGGGAAGACAAUAUACCCCAACUCGAAGAUAUAUCUAACUUUUUGAAAGACUCUACCGGUUUCACACUUCGUCCAGUGGCAGGAUUAUUGUCUUCGCGCGAUUUUCUCGCUGGAUUGGCCUUCAGGGUGUUUCACAGUACGCAAUAUAUACGGCACAGCAGUAAACCUCUCUAUACGCCGGAACCGGACGUGUGCCACGAGAUUUUGGGUCACGUGCCACUUUUUGCUGAUCCAUCCUUUGCACAGUUCUCACAAGUUAUUGGUCUGGCGUCGCUUGGUGCUCCAGAUGAUUACAUAGAGAAACUCGCGACGUGUUUUUGGUUCACGGUCGAAUACGGAUUGUGCCGACAAAAUGGUGAAUUAAAGGCGUAUGGCGCCGGACUUCUGUCGUCUUUUGGCGAAUUGGAAUAUUGUUUGAGCGACAAACCAGAACUCCGACCUUUUGACCCGCCAAAGACUGCAUUGCAACAAUAUCCGAUAACGGAAUAUCAACCUAUAUAUUAUGUUGCUGAGGAUUUCGAGGACGCAAAAGAAAAGAUGACGAAAUUUGCUCAAACUAUACCGAAAAAAUUCGGGGUCAGAUACGAUGCUUAUACGCAGAGUAUCAGCAUUAUCGAUAGUAAACAACAAGUGGAAGAUCUUGUAAAUAACGUGAAUCAAGAAAUUCAAAUUUUGAUGGAUGCUUUGAGAAAAUUACAACAUUAGAAUUAGUUUUAUUCAAUGUAUGUUGUUUUUUUAUAAUGCAUUCUAUUAAAUAUCAAUUUAUUUGUACUUGCAUCAUUGAAAUAUUAUAGUACUAAUAUGUAUUGCGAAGAAUCUGUAGUCUUUGUUAAAGUAAUACAUGUUUAAAGUAUGUUUAAACAAUAAAAACUCUUAUUUUUUCUACAUUAAAA